CAUGUUUUCUAAGAACGGUAUAGUGUAAGAUCGACAAACAAAUAAUUUAUUGGCUGUUCAGAUACAGCUAGCGAGACAUAUGCACCAGUUCAAAUAAGCACCUACGACAGACGCAGUGGCGACGCGGCGGGGCCGUGUUCGAGCACCGCGAUGCCGGCUCUCAAGCUUUUUGCGACGGUUCUUUGCGUCUUCACCUCGCACGUCGUGGCAACAGAGGAUUUCAAUAUCACUGACGAUUCGGUGUAUUUAGCUGUAGCCAGUAAAAAUGGGGAGAUAAUUUAUAUGAAGGAAGAGUUAUCGAGAAAGUUGGGGGAGGAGCGAGAAGUGUGGCACUGGACGCCAUGGAUGCGCACCAGGACAGAACUCUACGACAAUGUCCUUACUGAGUCAUCGUGCGUCGAUGGAAAUUCGAUCGAGAGUUUUCCGUACGGAUUAUUUAAUGAUGACCAAUUGCGAGCAGGAGCGUUCGUCUUAUACGCUAUUUUCGGCAUAUAUUCGUUCACUCUGCUCGCUAUAGUAUGCAACGACUUCUUUAUACCGUGCGUAGAAAACAUAUGCGAGGAUUUAAAAAUUCCACAGAAUGUGGCAGCAGCUACGUUCAUGUCAGUGGCGACGUCGGCUCCGGAGUUCUUCGUGAACGUCAUCUCCACGUUCAUGACGGAGUCGGACAUGGGCAUCGGGACCAUCAUCGGCUCCGCCAUCUUCAACGCCCUCGGCGUGGCCGCGAUUGGCGGCAUUGCUGCUAUCCGAGUAAUUAAAAUUGAGCCUGUGCCCGUCACUAGAGACGUUCUCAUUUACAUGGUGAACGUUAGCGUCCUCGUAGUCAUCGUGUGGGACGGCCAAGUGGACUGGUACGAGGCCCUGGUACUGGCCAUACUUUACAUUCUGUACUUCAUCCUUAUGUUCAACAGCAUUCGGUUGUUUACGUUUGUGAGCAAGCUAUUCAAUAAGUGCUUCAAGCGCCAGAGUGAAGACACAAACGAGCGGGCUAGCAUACCGAACACAGAAGUGCUUGAGAAACCUGUGGAAGAAGGGGUGGCAGACAAAGAUGUCAAAGGCCAGACUAGCAACGGUGACAGCAAGAAUGUAGAGGAUGAGGAACCAAAUAAACCUAAGAAGAGUUUGUUCAGGUUCCCGAAAGAGAAAGGCUGGCCGUACAAGUGCUGGUGGCUGUACACCUGGCCGCUAAAGCUGCUGCUGGGCAUCACGGUGCCCUCGCCCGUCACGAGGCGCAAGUGGUACCCCUUAGCCUUCUUCAUGUGCAUCAUCUGGAUCGGAGUCAACUCCUACUGCAUCACGUGGAGCAUGACAGUUUUAGGUCACACAUUCUUUAUCCCCGACUCGGUGAUGGGGAUGACGUUCCUGGCCUUCGGAGGGUGCCUCCCCGAAGCAUGCUCUAUAUUCAUCAUGUCAAGAAGAGGCGAAGGCGGCAUGGGAGUCUCGAACGCGCUAGGGGCCAACUCGCUGGCCAUCUUGUUCGCCCUGGGUGUGCCCUGGCUGAUCCGCACGCUGACUUUGCUCGCGCGCGGCGACGACCCUGUCGUCUACAUAAACUCCAGUGGCAUCGACUUUGUCGUAGGCUCCUUACUAGUCGCGGUCUUGUGUCUUUGGUUAACUCUAUGCAUAGGAAAGUUUACUCUUAGGAAAUCGGUCGGGUUUGUUCUAGUUGUAUUUUAUGCAAUUUUCAUAACGUUUGCCAUUCUUGUCGAAAUGGGUAUAAUCUUGGAUCGGACAGUUGCAUUUUGUGGUUAAGGACCUAGUAAGUUAUAAUAAUAACGCUUAUAUGAGUUGUAAAUAGUAAAUAUAAUUUUGUCUUAGUCAUUUAAAUAACAUUAUCCGACUCGAACCCGACAUCCUAAAUUCCUUCCAGAUCAUUUAUUAUAAAAUACGUAGCGCGUGGGCCAAAAAUGUGCAGUCGUAUGUCAACUAGGUCACGCACUACGAAAUAACGAAUUUUAUAAACAUUCGUACUUGUGCAGAUGUCGGCUUCGAAACUGAUGUUGUGUAGGAUAAUGUUGGGCGAAGUAAAACACGCCGCACCUAGGAGGAAACCGAAGGAUUUCAAUGUUAUGUUUCCGGUCAAAUAAAGAUACUAAAAUAAAAUCUCGAAGAUGCUUAAAUAUGCUUAUGUUCUUAUUUGUAAACAUUUUCUGGUUUCGACCUGAUGUCAGUAAAUAAAAUAUAUUAAAAUGACACAUAUCUACUGCUGAAUGUAUUUUUGGUUGCUUUGAUGUUGCCGCUAUGUGAUACCUAACUUAUUUAUUGACAGAUCUCAAAGCACUAACAUUCUUUAUAUCCAAUAAAAAUACAUAUAGGACAAGUAGCUAUUAAAAUUGUUGGAUGAGUACAUUUUUUUAACAUA
Molecule: messenger RNA, 2362 nt
Organism: Leguminivora glycinivorella
Lineage: Eukaryota; Metazoa; Arthropoda; Insecta; Lepidoptera; Tortricidae
Product: sodium/potassium/calcium exchanger 3-like
Exons: 10
Coding region: 151-1752 (533 amino acids)
Biological process (GO): intracellular calcium ion homeostasis; calcium ion transmembrane transport
Cellular component (GO): membrane
Molecular function (GO): calcium, potassium:sodium antiporter activity; calcium channel activity
Source: RefSeq, a predicted model, not a curated record